UUCAAUGGCAAUAUAUUUUCCCUGUUUCCGUUAUUAUCACACUUCAGCUUCUUCUCCUCUUUUUUAUGGAGUGGGAAAAUCCCAAUACCGCCCAUCGUUAAAAUGUUCACAUUUAUUAGCGAAAAAUCAAGAUUACUCAACUUUUUUUAAAACUAGAAAAACCCAUCAGAAUCAAAGGGCUUUUCUUGAAAAGCUCAAGGGACAGCAAGAUUUUGACCCAGUUCAGAUGCUAAAGGAAGAUGGGGACUGGAGCAAUGAACAAUUAUGGGAUGUUGUUAAAUUCCUCAAAAAGACUUCAAGGUGCAAUGAAUUUCGUGAGGUAUUUGACUUGUGGAAGUCUAUGGAAAAAUCAAGAAUCAAUGAAGCCAAUUAUGAGAAGAUCAUAGAGAUUUUAGUCAAGGAGGGACUGUUAGAAGAAGCUGAAAUAUGUCUAAGAGAAAUGAAAUGCUAUGAACUUCAACCUUCUACAGGGAUAUACAAUUCUGUAAUUCAUGGCUUUGCUAGAAAGGGGAGUUUCGACAAUGCUAUGUUUUAUCUCAGAGAGAUGGAAGAUGUUGGUGAGAAGCCAGAUUCUGAAACCUAUGAUGGUCUAAUACAAGCUUAUGGGAACUAUAAAAUGUAUGAUGAGAUAGAUCAAUGUGUAAGGGCAAUGGAGUCUAAGGGAUAUUUAUGUGAUCAUAUCACUUACAAUUUGCUGGUUAGAGAAUUUGCAAGAGCUGGAUUGCUCCAAAAGAUGGAAAGUAUGUAUAACAGUCUCUACAGUAGAAGAAUAGGUUUGCAAGCUUCUACUUUGGUUGCAAUGCUUGAGGCAUAUGCAAAAUUCGGGAUCUUGGACAAAAUGGAAAAGAUGUAUCGACGGAUUUUGAACUCAAAGUCUUCUUUGAAAGAGGAUGUAAUUCGAAAAUUAGCAGCAGUUUACAUUGAUAAUCGUAUGUUUUCUAGAUUAGAAGGUUUGGGACUGGAUCUUUAUGCAAAAACUGGUUGCACUGAUCUAGUAUGGUGUUUGCGCAUUCUCUCACGUGCUUGUGUUUUGAGUAAAAAAGAAAUGUAUUCCAUUAUCCAGGAGAUGGAAUCACAUGAAGUGCCGUGGAAUGCAACUACUGCAAACAUUAUCUCUCUAGCUUAUUUGAAAAUGAAAGAUUUUAGAGACUUGAAAGUAUUGCUUUCAGAACUACCAUCUCGGUAUGUAAAACCUGAUUUAGUCACUGUUGGAGUCCUGUUUGAUGCGUGCGUAUUAGGAUUUGAUGGGGCAUCUGUUAAAAGUACUUGGAGAAAAAUGGGAUUUCUUGAUGAUGAUGUGGACAUGAACACUGAUAGUCUUGUUCUCUCUGCAUUUGGUAAGGGACAAUUCCUUAGAAGUUGUGAGCAGAUGUACAGGUCCCUCAAUGUCAAAAGUAGGACAAAAGAAGCAUGGACAUAUGGCCGACUCAUCGGUUUGGUAAUUAAACUGAAUAGGGAUCAAGUGGGGAGUUGAAAUAGAUUUAAACAACAUUCUGAUUUCACCAUGAAAUAACAGUCUUAGAGUAGAUGGGGUACCAGACUUGAAAAAGGCCACACGCGUUUCUAGUCACCAGAGAAAAUCUCUCUAGUGCACUGAGGCUUCUAGUUGAUGCUCUUUUCCACCGAGAAACUUUGGCAUAAUUUUGUAGUCAUCGAAGUUAUCCUGAAGACAACCCGUGUGUUGAAGUUGCACUCAUUGGAAGACCGUUAGGACUUACAAUGCUUGGCUUCUGCUAGUUGAGGAGAAAUUGCUCAUGAUUUUCAAUAUCGCAUACUGCAUAGAAUUUGAGGAUGGACAAUGCCAUUCCUUUAUUAGGAAUGGGCAAACGAAUUGUUUUACACGAGUAGGUUGGAGUCUGUGCUCUCGUCUGUGUAUUAGAACAGGAGGGAAUUGAGCCAGGAUUUAAAUGGCAAAAAUAAGAAAGCUCAAGAAUUUUCUGGACUGCAACACCUUAUAUCGUUCACGGAAUCCCUAUCAGUUCAAUUUUCUGCAAAACUCUAGGUGAUCCUUUUGAGAAAAGUUUCUGAAUAGCCUAAGUAGCUUUUACUUCAACACCAGAAAUGGUGUUGCUUUUCCAACAGUUGGUUUCAACUCCCUUUUUUGACUGAGGUGAACUUAUGACGAUGGUCGGUGCUUGACCACUGCCUCAGUGCGUCCACCCUCCAGUGUCAGAAAAUACGAAGAAAAUGACUGUGGCGUUCACAGAGCUGAUAAAUAGGCACUUUGGCUUCAAGAUUUGCUCAGCGUAGUAGCAUCUGCUGGAAGAUAAGGCUGUUGUACACACAGAUAGCCAAAUGCUCUACACCGUAGUAGAAAUUCUGUGUUCCAUUGUGUUAGAAAGAUGUUGAACUCAUACCAUUUCAUCAGAGAAAUGGUACUAUGGUAGCACAAGGUCGUUUGAGUUGGACCUGUCUGUAUCAAUAUACGUACUUCAUGUUUAUAUCACUGCUUUAUACUCUUGAAGUCUCGUGUUGAAAAUAGUUGGACCAUUCUGAGUUGAGAAUUAAACCGUUGUUGAGAAACCUUGUUAAAUUCGAAGUUAAAAUUUGACAAUGAAAACGAACAUAGUUGAUCACA
Messenger RNA from Olea europaea var. sylvestris, 2578 nucleotides. RefSeq names its product pentatricopeptide repeat-containing protein At4g14190, chloroplastic-like. Gene Ontology annotation, biological process: RNA modification. Gene Ontology annotation, molecular function: RNA binding; protein binding. NCBI's taxonomy places the organism in Eukaryota, Viridiplantae, Streptophyta, Magnoliopsida, Lamiales, Oleaceae. The transcript has 3 exons. The coding region runs from base 5 to 1474 and encodes 489 amino acids. The record is from RefSeq and is a predicted model, not a curated record.